GAACAGGAGGAACCAGAGCCAUCACAGAUUAAAGAGGACAAAGAGGAGCUCUGCAUCAAUCAAGAUGAAAAGCAACUUGAUCUGAAGCAGGAAACUGGUAACUUGAUAGAGAUUCCUACUUAUGAGGAAAAUGACAACAGGGAAACAGAUCUAGAGAAACGGCCGAGCUUUAAUGUAACUGGUAAUGAGAAAGACCAACAGAACAGACAAAAGAAGACCCCAAGAGUCUGUAAAGAAUGCAGUAGAAGUUUUGGUUCCUUGUCUCAUUUCAGAUUUCACAUGAGAAUCCAUGAAAAGGGGAAUCUAUUUGCUUGUCAAGAAUGUGAUAGAAGUUUUAGUCAAAAAUCUCAUCUUAAUUCACACAUGAGAACUCACACAGGAGUGAAUCUUUUUUCUUGUAAAGAAUGUGAUAAAAGUUUUAGUCAGACAUCCAAUCUAACAACACACAUGAGAAUUCAUACAAGAGAAAAAACUUUUUCUUGUAACAAAUGUGACAGAAGUUUUAGUCAAAAGUAUUAUCUUGAAAAACACAUGAUAACUCACACAGGAGAGAUGCCUUUUUCUUGUAAAGAAUGUGAUAAAAGUUUUAGACUUGUAGUUUAUCUCAAAGCACACAUGAAAACUCACAAACGACAGAAGCCUUUUUACUGUGAAGAAUGUGACAAAAGUUUUAGUCUAAAGUGUUUGGUCAAAAGCCACAUGAUAAUUCACAUGGGAGAUAAGCCUUUUUCUUGUCAAGAAUGCAAUAAAAGUUUUAGACGAAGAGGUGAAUUAAGAACACACUUGAGAAUUCAUACAGGGGAGAAGCCCUUUUCUUGUAAGGAAUGUGACAGAAGUUUUAGUCAAAAACAUCAAUAUGAUUCACACUUGAGAACUCACACAGAGGAGAAAACUUUUUCUUGUAAAGAAUGUGAUAAAAGUUUUAGUCAAAAAAGUAACCUCAAUACACACAUGAAAACUCACACAGGAGAUAAACCAUUUCAGUGUCAGGACUGUGAUAGAAGUUUUGCUCUAAAAAAUACCCUCAAAAUACACAUGAGAAUUCACACAGGAGACAAGCCAUUUUCUUGUCGAGAAUGUAAUAAAAGUUUUAGACAAAGAUGUGAAUUAAAACCACACAUGAGAAUCCAUACAGGAGAGAAGCCUUUUUCUUGUAAAGAAUGUGAUACACGGUUUCAUUACAUACAUAGACUCCAAUCACACAUGAUAACCCACACAGGAGAAAAGCCUUUUCCUUGUAAAGAAUGUGACAAAAGUUUUAGUCGAAAUUCUACUCUCAAAAUCCACAUGAGAAAUCACACAGGAGAGAAGCCUUUUUCGUGUAAAGAAUGUUAUAAAAGUUUUAGUCGAAAUUAUGCUCUCACAACACACAUGCGAACUCACACAAGAGAGAAGCCUUUUUCUUGUAAACAAUGUGAAAAAAGUUAUAGGUUUGCAGGUGGUCUAAGAAAACACCUGAUAACUCACACAAGAAAGAAGCCUUUUUCUUGUAAAUAAUGUGAUUACAGUUUUAGUCAUGCAUAAUUUCAAAACACGUAAAAACACAGGAGAGAAGCCUUUUUCCUUGCAAAUACCUUGAUAGAGGUUUAAGUUGAAUAUAAAGUCUCCUAAUUUACAUAUGAGAAUUCGCACAGGAGAUCAGCCUUUUUCUUGUUUAGGAUUUUUUACAAACUAUUAACUUGGGGAAAGACGGAAAAAUCAGCUGAGAAUGUAAAAGAUGUUAGGGAUUUACCUUCAUUCAUUCAUUCAUCUUCCUGACCGUUUCGUCCCUUCCGGGGUCGCGGGGGUGCCGGAGCCAAUCCCGGCUACUGAUGGACGAAGGCGGGGUUCACCCUGGACAGGUUGCCAGUCUGUCGCAGGGCCUCAAUCACACACAUACACUCUCACAUUCACACCUAGGAGCAAUUUAGAGUCACCAAUGAACCUAAGGGAUUUACAUAAGAAGGGAAAAAUGUUGUUGAAAAAGUACCACUUUUCUUAAUCAAGAAAUAAAGUGAGAUUUAAUACAGAAGUUGUUUGAAUAGAUUGAAAAAUUGUGUUAUUUUGAUGAUUUUAUGUUAUCUGGGAAAUAAACAACCCUCAGUUGUCCAUCCAUCUUCCUGACCGCUUUGUCCCUUUCGGGGUCACGGAGGUGCCGGAGCCUAACCCGGCUACUAAUGGGCGAAGGCGGGGUUCACCCUGGACAAGUCGCCAGUCUGUCACAGACCCUCAAUUGUGUCUCAGAAAAUGUAAAUAUUUAAAGAAAUUGUUCUUAUUGCUCAUAACUCUUGGGGUUCCAUCAUAAUCAACUAAUGCUCUCAAAAAAUUGCAAACACUUUUUUGGUCUCUUAACCCGAGUUUGUAGAGUACAAUACAUUCUGAAACACUUCUUCCCACACUCAUAGAGGUACCUAAAUCUACUUCACUGACAUUAUGUUACUGUGUUUGAUCCUUCAGCAAAGUCCUCUGAUCUGAGCCAAAUGAAAAAAUCUAUGAUCUGUUGUCAAGAGGAUGAUGACACUCCACACCCAACAAUGAAAAUAACUUGAAAUCAGCAGUAGAAACACCCUGAACUUUCAUUACAUGUACACAGAACCACAGGGUGAUAGCCUCUAACAGGAUAUUAAAGCGGUUAUUCAGGUAAAAGUAGGCACAAGUUAGUAAAACAUGCAUGGGAAUUAAAUGUAUGAAGUCUGACAUGUGCUGAAUAUAUUCUUUUUUAUCGUUUUUAUAUAUUUUGUUGUGUACAACAAUGUAUUUUUUAAUCAUUUAUAACCAUGGAAUCAUCUCAAACAUCAAAUAAAAAGAAGUCUUUAUGUAGAUUAUGUCCAAUAUAAGUAUCACUGUUUAAAAUGACUGUCAAAAAAUUACAAAGUUCAAUGAAAUUAAUUAUUUUAGAUGGACGUGUCACUAGGGAGAAGUUUUUUUUUUUUUUAUAAUACUAUACAAACACUGGGAUUUUACGGUUUGUAUAUAGAGUCUGAAGAUGGACUGAAAGACUUGUGUAGCGACAAUAGAUUUAACACGUAAACCAGAAAUGCGGGUUUACAAGCGUUUACAUAGACUUUUAAUAAAAGCGGAAUUUCAAGCAACCGCAGUGACAAUAAAUCAUAUAUUAAAAUAUAGCUGUGAAACAAAGUCUGAAACAAGAUGUGCAGUUUGACAUUUCUCACCAAGCCACUUCCAACUACAGGUAAAGACACUAGUAUCUGGUAUCAGCAGUCCAGUGUGAACACCUUAUGCUAAUAGUGCGUUCAAGAAGGGCCAUUUAGUGCAUCCUUGAAUGUACCUUACAUCCCCAGUGUAAACGUAGCAAUGGAGUUUUCUUGAAUGGAUUUUACCAGUUUAAAAGUAUCAGUCCUUUUUGCUCUGGUGUUUAUUGAUUUGAUUUUUAAAGAUUUUUUGCUGAACAAUCAAAAAGUAAUGUUCAGUUUAUGUUAGGUGGUUUUUCUCAGUAGUAUUUUUGUGCUGUAAUUUUUAUUAUUUGGUUUAAAGUUUCUUAGUUGACCAUUGUGAUUAUAGUUUGCUAGUUGUUUAAGUCUGUGUAUUACCGUGACAACACUAGAAAUAUUUUGGAGACAUCUCUAAUCUAAUACUUAUAUAAUACUUUAUGUGGUCAAUGAACGAUUCAUUUUAUUGUUUUAAACUAAAGCUGAGUGCAGUUUAUAUUUUGAGUCGUGUAAGCAAGUAACCAUUUCGUGAAGAAGAAAUGUUCUAAUAAAAGUUCAGAUAAAGAGCCCGACUGGUGUUUGUCUUGUGUUCUUGUGAUUCCUGUUUUCUAUAAAACAUUAGAACUCAUUGUCUGUUCUUUUUAGUUUUCAGUGUUCUGUCCCAAUCUUUACUAUGAAGAAUAAAGCGGACGUGAACAUCAGUCAGAUUUGCAAACAUGAAACCUACACAGUAUCUUUUUCACCAUCUGACUGGUAACAUUUAGUUUGAUCAAAAUUUUACUUCAACAUUUUUUUCCAUUUACAUAGUUUACCAUAGAAAAAACUGUUAUUGAUUUACUUUUUCUUAUAAAUGAAGUCUGUGUG
Molecule: messenger RNA, 4013 nt
Organism: Oryzias melastigma (Indian medaka)
Lineage: Eukaryota; Metazoa; Chordata; Actinopteri; Beloniformes; Adrianichthyidae
Product: gastrula zinc finger protein XlCGF57.1-like
Exons: 1
Coding region: 280-1497 (405 amino acids)
Biological process (GO): regulation of transcription by RNA polymerase II; central nervous system development
Cellular component (GO): nucleus
Molecular function (GO): RNA polymerase II cis-regulatory region sequence-specific DNA binding; DNA-binding transcription factor activity, RNA polymerase II-specific
Source: RefSeq, a predicted model, not a curated record